UGAGGAGUCUCGCUUCAGGUGUUAGAGUUCACUCCAUGUGCCCCGGAGGAAUUCUCGAAACCUUGUCAUAAAAUCGCAGUUGAUGCUAGAUACCAAGACAGUCAUGGAGGGAGACGCGGACUGUUUUGAGACUGCGUGUCAAUAUCAGAGCCCGGAAUACGCUCCGAAUCCACCUGCCUGUGUGUAUGCCUGCAGUCCGCAGAGCUCUCUCCUCAGGUCGUGCUGCGUUGAUUUAAAGGAACAGAGUGACACGGAUUUCAGCCCUUACCAGAGCUCUACAGAUCCGAGCUGUGGCUAUAUUUCACAGCCUAACUAUUUCGACGCCGAAUAUGGGGGUAAUCUCCAGCUUCAGAGCCACUACCCGUUCCCUUGGAUGAAGAACACCAAAUCACAUACUUGGAGAAAUCAAUGGGGAGGAAACAACUUUCCGCUGGACGCUGAGGAAUGCAAACGGACCCGAACGGCCUACACGAGAGGCCAACUUCUGGAACUGGAGAAGGAGUUUCAUUUUAACAAAUACAUCUCCAGACCCCGGCGUAUUGAACUCGCGGCAAUGCUGAACCUCACCGAGAGGCAUAUCAAAAUCUGGUUCCAAAACAGAAGGAUGAAAUGGAAGAAGGAGGAAGCAAAAAGACAGACCAAGACCAAUUUAAGCAAAGCAGAAGCGGCGCUGCACGACAAGUCUUCAGGAGAUGCCAAGGCAGGGGGUAACUCGGGGGCUUCCUUCAAAAAGGACAAUAAUUUUCCUCUGACUGGAGUCAACCGCGAUAUUGGACAUCUACUAAUCACAUAGAAUGCGAACCUAACAUGUCCCCUUAGAAGUAUGUCAAUUGAUUUGUUUUAAUCAUUCCCAGGCUGCAAAGGAUUUGUUGCCUGUCCCGAAUCCCUUCAGGAUGGGAAAUAUUGUAGCAUAUUUUAUAAUCAAUGGAACAAGGCCGCACGUAAACCAUUUAAGUAUUUAAUAUAUUGUAAAAAAUAACUAAUCGUUUGAUCACAGAAUGCGAUUUAUUUAAAUAUCUGACAGCAGAAAUUAUUUCUGCCUCAAUAGGACAGCCUCUAGAGACAAGCACCUGCAAUUACAUGAGUUUAUGUACACGAUCGGGAAUAAAUUGUUAAUAAUUCCUAGAUUUUGAUUUUGGUUUUCUCUCGAGUUAACAUCAUGUUCGAACAAAUAAAAGGACACAGAGGAAAUUCUCAUAUUCUGUUUUUGCAAAUGUUGCACACGGCUGACCAAAGCUGGGUCUGAUACUAGU
Molecule: messenger RNA, 1253 nt
Organism: Rhincodon typus (whale shark)
Lineage: Eukaryota; Metazoa; Chordata; Chondrichthyes; Orectolobiformes; Rhincodontidae
Product: pancreas/duodenum homeobox protein 1-like
Exons: 2
Coding region: 83-793 (236 amino acids)
Biological process (GO): regulation of transcription by RNA polymerase II
Cellular component (GO): nucleus
Molecular function (GO): DNA-binding transcription factor activity, RNA polymerase II-specific; RNA polymerase II cis-regulatory region sequence-specific DNA binding
Source: RefSeq, a predicted model, not a curated record